GUGUGUAGUCACACCCAGUACACACACACACACACACUCGUGUCUCCAUCUGCGCUGCGCCAGAGGCGCGUUCACUGCAGCUCUGUGUAGCGCGCACGCAAGAGAGACGCGCUGCUGCGGCUCGGAACAUCUUCACCGGCGUGAUUCAUGAUCAAGUGUUCAGGAGAAGCACUGUCGUCAUGGCCUCGAUCUCGAAGUGGUACGCAGGGAAGAACGUGCUGAUCACCGGAGCCACGGGCUUCAUGGGGAAGGUGCUGAUGGAGAAGCUGCUGCGCUCCUGUCCGGACGUCAAGGCCCUCUACAUCCUCGUCCGGCCCAAAGCGGGUCAGUCCAUGUCCGAGCGCGUCCGGGACAUGAUGAAGUGUAAGCUGUUCGACCGCGUGCGUGAAGAUAAUCCAGACUUUCAUCUGAAGAUCAUCCCCAUCAGCAGCGAGCUCACGCAGCCUGUCCUGGCCAUCAGUCCAGAGGAUGUACAAACACUCACUUCCUGUAUCAACAUCGUCUUCCACUGCGCCGCCACCAUCCGCUUUGACGAGCCCCUGAAGCAUGCGCUGCAGCUGAACGUCAUGGCCACGCAGCAGCUCCUCUCUCUGGCGCAGCAGAUGCAGCACCUGCAGGCCUUCAUCCACAUCUCCACCGCCUACGCCAACUGCAACCGCAGACACAUCGACGAGGUCAUCUACCCUCUUCCAGUCGAGCCCAAGAAACUCAUCGACUCUCUGGAGUGGAUGGAUGACAGUAUGGUCCGUGACAUCACGCCGCAUCUGAUUGGUGACCGGCCGAACACUUACACCUACACCAAAGCGCUGGCCGAGUGUGUGGUGCAGCAGGAGAGCGGCAGACUCAACAUCGCCAUCAUACGGCCGUCCAUCGUGGGAGCCAGCUGGCAGGAGCCGUUCCCCGGUUGGAUAGACAACUUUAAUGGACCGAGUGGUGUUUUCAUUGCUGCUGGGAAGGGCAUCUUGCGCACCAUGAGAGCCAGUAAUGACGCGGUGGCCGAUCUGAUUCCUGUAGACGUGGUGAUAAACCUGACGCUGGCUGCCGGGUGGUACACCGCGGUGCACAGACCGAAAAGUGCACUCGUGUACAACUGCACAACCGGAGGCAUUAACCCUUUCCACUGGGGAGAGAUCGAGCAUCACGUGAUGUCCACGUUUAAGAGGAAUCCUCUGGAGCAGGCUUUCCGUCGGCCAAACGCCAACAUCACCUCCAAUUACCUGAUCUACCAGUACUGGAUCCUCGUCAGUCACAAGUUCCCCGCGCUCAUCUAUGACCUGUUCCUCCGACUGUCUGGACAGAAACCUCAAAUGAUGCGUAUUUUCAACCGUCUGCACAAAGCCAUCGGUCUGCUGGAGUACUUCAGCAGUCAGGACUGGGAGUGGAACUCAGAGAACAUGAACAUGCUGAUGAACCAGCUGAGCGCCGAGGACAGGAGGACCUUCAACUUUGACGUUCGCCAGCUGAACUGGCCCGAGUACAUCGAGAACUACUGUAUCGGCACCAAGAAGUACGUUCUGAACGAGGACAUGUCUGACAUCCCGGCCGCCAGACAGCACCUGAGGAAGCUGAGAAACAUCCGAUACACAUUCAACACGGUGCUGCUGGUCUUCAUCUGGCGUGUCUUCAUCGCUCGCUCUCAGAUGGCCAGGAACAUCUGGUACUUCGUCGUGAGCUUGUGCUACAAGUUCCUGUCCUACUUCAGGGCUUCCAGCACUCUGACCCAAUGACCGUAAGCAACAGGAAGUGUGUGUCCCCGUCCUCCGAGCACUUCCUCCUCCAGAGGUGUCUUCAGCCAUCCACACACACAGGUGUUUCUUUAGCUUUCCUCACCGGCCGCUCGCUCCACCUGACUCCUCCAUGUGCAGUUUUUAAAGGUGUCCUCUUUUAUAACGACUGUCCUUAAUAACGAUUAUAUAUGCAACCACACUUUUUUCACUUUUAGUGUUUCUCCUUUACAUUCUCAUCACCAUCAAACAUCAAACAUGGAGAUGUUGCCUUUGUGUCUUCUGAUGAUUUUAGCCUUCUCUUCUAAAGAAAGUGUUUAGGAGCAUCAGAUCUACCGCUCAAAGCUUUGCUGUUUGUGUCUUUUAACGGUUCGUUUGUGUCCUGUCUGUUCUAAUACCACGUAAUCCAGCCGGCAAAAUCUCAUACCGUGUGGUACUAAAAGCCUUCAAGAACAUAGUCUUGCAUUUUCACUGCAUUUUCGGUUGGUGUUUUGUCUUUUUUCUUGUUUUGUUUUUUCAUUUGCUGCGUUCGGAGGGAAAGGCCAGUGAACUGCAACAGAUCGGAUGCAUUUAUAACAUCAGACAUUGUUUUUCCAUAAGAAUACAUCCACACGUUUAAACAUGAACACCCAAAAUAUAGAGAAAAAAGUAUAUAAAAAAAAAACUGCAGCCUAUUUCUAAGGAAUUUAAAAAUAAUUACUAAAAGUUUUUAGUUUAACUUGACAAUGACAAUUAAGCACGUUCCCCAAAAUUUAAUGCAUUUUUAAUGAAUCUCGAAUUAUGCUUAAUGGCAAUUCUCAUGACUGUAAUACAGUAUUUUUAGUGUUGCUGUAGAAAUAACUACUGUUAUAUUACAUUUUAAAUAUUAAAUAAAUUUGAUCAAAUAAUUGUUAUAUGUAAUAUAUAUAUAUAUAU
Molecule: messenger RNA, 2639 nt
Organism: Carassius carassius (crucian carp)
Lineage: Eukaryota; Metazoa; Chordata; Actinopteri; Cypriniformes; Cyprinidae
Product: fatty acyl-CoA reductase 1-like
Exons: 12
Coding region: 180-1727 (515 amino acids)
Biological process (GO): long-chain fatty-acyl-CoA metabolic process
Cellular component (GO): peroxisome
Molecular function (GO): alcohol-forming very long-chain fatty acyl-CoA reductase (NADP+) activity
Source: RefSeq, a predicted model, not a curated record